This is a messenger RNA of Necator americanus (New World hookworm), 390 nucleotides long. RefSeq lists its product as uncharacterized. The record is from RefSeq and is a predicted model, not a curated record. The transcript has a single exon. The coding region runs from base 1 to 390 and encodes 129 amino acids. Lineage: Eukaryota; Metazoa; Nematoda; Chromadorea; Rhabditida; Ancylostomatidae.
AUGGCAAUCAGAGAAAUGGACGAGGAUCUCGUCAAUCUGUCGGUAUUCAUGAACGACAAGAAACCAACUACAAGUUGCCUCGAAAACAAUCUCACGUUGACAUUUGACGGCCUUCACCGACAAGUUGAUACUGCAGCAAUUAUCCGAGUGGACUGGAUGCACAUGAAGGGAGACCUAUCCGUAACCUUUAGAGCCCCAGAAGAACAAGUUAUCAUCCUUAAUCGGAUUCUGAGAGCAGCAAGCGUUGCAAAGGAAAAGAUUGUUAGAGUAGCGUCGAAUUACCUGCUGACAAGUAAAUGGUAUGCCGCACAAGUUGACCCCGUCCGACUCUUGGAAGAGACAGGUUCAGCGGAAAACGGCGGAUAUUUCCGAAGUCAUUCCAAUGGCUAA